Molecule: messenger RNA, 924 nt
Organism: Thamnophis sirtalis
Lineage: Eukaryota; Metazoa; Chordata; Lepidosauria; Squamata; Natricidae
Gene: XXYLT1
Product: xyloside xylosyltransferase 1
Biological process (GO): protein O-linked glycosylation via N-acetylgalactosamine
Cellular component (GO): endoplasmic reticulum membrane
Molecular function (GO): xylosyl alpha-1,3-xylosyltransferase activity
Source: RefSeq, a predicted model, not a curated record
GAGGAGGCGGAGGAGGCGCUGCGGGCGGAGGCGGAGGAGCUGCACGUGGUGGCGGUGCUGGCCAAGGCGGAGCGCAACGAGGCGCUGCGGGAGAAGGCGGCGGCGGCGCUGCGCUCCCUGGUGCGCUUCGGCAAGCUGGGCCCGCGGGAGGCGCUGGCGCUGCACCUGCUCUGCGACGGGCCCAGCAGAGGCGCCGCCCGGCAGCUGCUUCAGCAGGCGCUGCGCCCCGCCGCCUUCAAGUACAAGGUGGUCUUCCACGACCUGGAGACGCUGGCCCAGAAGCUGCAGCCCACGGUGGAGGCUCUGCAGAAGCUCUUCAGUGCCGGGGCUGGCAGCUACUAUGGGGACUCGCUCUUCUUCCUCUCUGUCGCCAUGCACCAUAUCAUGCCCAGAGAGGUUUCACGGGUCAUACAGGUGGACCUGGAUGUGGAGUACCGAGCCAACAUCCGGGAACUGUUUCAGGAAUUUGACAACUUCCCAGAAGGAGCAGUUAUUGGCAUCGCCCAAGAAAUGCAGCCGGUCUAUCGGCACGUCUUCUGGCAGUAUCGGCAGGAGCAUCCCGGGACCAAGGUGGGAGAGCCUCCCCCGGAUGGGCUGCCCGGCUUCAACAGUGGCGUGCUGCUGCUGGACCUGGAGGCCAUGCGCCAGUCGGAGCGCUACAACCGUCUUCUGGAGCCGGCGGUGGUGCAGCAGCUGGCCAGCAAGUUCCACUUCAAGGGCCACCUGGGGGACCAGGACUUCUUCACCCUGGUGGGCAUGGAGCACCCGGAGCUCUUCUACGUCUUGGACUGCACCUGGAACCGCCAGCUCUGCACCUGGUGGCGUCACCACGGCUACAGCGACGUCUUUGAGCACUACUUCCGCUGCGACGGCCACGUCCGCAUCUACCAUGGGAACUGCAACACCCCCAUCCCGGCAGAAUAG